Molecule: messenger RNA, 1627 nt
Organism: Ochotona princeps (American pika)
Lineage: Eukaryota; Metazoa; Chordata; Mammalia; Lagomorpha; Ochotonidae
Gene: RGS17
Product: regulator of G protein signaling 17
Exons: 5
Coding region: 173-805 (210 amino acids)
Source: RefSeq, a predicted model, not a curated record
CCUCUCCGCGCUCCGCUCCGUCUCUCCUCGGCCACUGGGUGCUGAAGUUGGGCGGAUGGCAGCGAACCGGCUCCGCUAGAGGACCGAGCAGCCCAGCCUCGCGCCCCCGGACCCAUCGGUGCGCUGCCCACACCUCCGAGCCACGGGCCUGUUGGGUACCGAAGUAGUUGAGAUGCGCAAAAGGCAGCAGUCACAAAAUGAAGGAACACCUGCUGUGUCUCAAGCUCCAGGAAACCAGAGGCCCAACAACACGUGCUGUUUCUGCUGGUGCUGUUGCUGCAGCUGCUCCUGCCUCACCGUCAGGAACGAAGAAAGAGGGGAUAAUGCCGGAAGACCCACACACACCACAAAGAUGGAGAGCAUCCAGGUCCUAGAAGAAUGCCAAAACCCGACCUCAGAUGAGGUCUUGUCCUGGUCUCAGAAUUUUGACAAGAUGAUGAAGGCCCCAGCAGGGAGAAACCUCUUCAGAGAGUUCCUCCGAACAGAAUACAGUGAGGAAAAUCUACUUUUCUGGCUUGCCUGCGAAGACUUGAAGAAGGAACAGAAUAAAAAAGUGAUAGAAGAAAAAGCCAGGAUGAUAUAUGAAGAUUACAUCUCCAUAUUGUCACCAAAAGAGGUCAGUCUCGAUUCUCGAGUUAGAGAGGUGAUCAAUAGAAAUCUGUUGGAUCCCAAUCCUCACAUGUAUGAAGAUGCCCAACUUCAGAUUUAUACCUUAAUGCACAGAGAUUCCUUUCCAAGGUUUUUGAACUCUCAGAUUUACAAGUCAUUUGUUGAAAGUACUGCCGGCUCUUCUUCUGAAUCUUAAUUUUCGUUACAAGGAUGAUUCUGGAGGGCUGGGAUGGGAACUGAAAGUAGUGAAAUGACAUCAGAAAUCACGUUCCUGGAGAACCGUAGUUUAGUAUUCCUCAGGCUACUGUGAAAAUACAACCGUUAUGGUCUUCGUCUCCAUUUUUAUCAAGGUUAUCCAUGGUGAAGUUUGGAGGAAAUAUGACAGAAAACAAUGAAUUGCCAAACUCAGUCUGUUUUACAUUCACUCUACUUGCAAGCGAUCUGUGUUUGUAGUCCUAUGAACAGUCUCCUAGUGUAACUCCAGAGACUGCAUGUGCAAAGUCAAAACUGCUUCAUUUGCCACGUAGUUGUUGCUAAACUUAAUCCAAUCGCGUAACUUUUAUCUGUAUCUAAGGACUUUUGUGCAAUAUGGUCUUAUAAUCGCCAACAACUGGCUAUGAUUUGCAUUUUUUAUGAUAAUCCAAGAUAGACAAAGACAAUUUUUAAAAUGUAACGAUUGUGUUGAACAUACUAUCUACUGUGUUGUUCCAUACACUAAUUUUGAAGCCGAUGUUUCUGUAAAUGAAAAAAGAGCUAUUUAUCUGUUUGCUGGAAAUUCCUAAUGGAGGAUUCCACUGGUUGAUCACUGCCAAAACGGUGGCAUUUUCAUUAAGAUGACUUUGCUGUGUUAAAAAAAAAUCAAGAAGAAUAAAAGCACAAAACAAUUUGAAAAUAUCCUAUCUCAAUGACAAAUCAAAGAAUGAUAUUGUUUUUUUAAUUGUAAUAGAAGAAAAUGAGUCUAUGUAUAUAUCAGAUGUCCAAUACUGUAAUUAAUUUAUUAAAGACUGGAUCUCCAGUU